Megalobrama amblycephala (Wuchang bream) is the source of this 1071-nucleotide messenger RNA. RefSeq names its product C-type lectin domain family 4 member E-like. The coding region runs from base 202 to 519 and encodes 105 amino acids. Gene Ontology annotation, molecular function: D-mannose binding; fucose binding. The record is from RefSeq and is a predicted model, not a curated record. NCBI's taxonomy places the organism in Eukaryota, Metazoa, Chordata, Actinopteri, Cypriniformes, Xenocyprididae. The transcript has 4 exons. Gene Ontology annotation, cellular component: external side of plasma membrane. Gene Ontology annotation, biological process: biological process involved in interspecies interaction between organisms.
UGACAAUAUGGAGUGUAUUCAUUAAUAAUAUUUGUGUUUUGUUCCUGUUUGACAGGAAGUCGAUGUUUGGUGGUGAUCACAGUGUGUCUCGGGAUCCUCUGUCUUCUUCUGAUUGCUGCCAUUAUAUAUCAGCACAUUCUGAGCACUUCUAAACGGGGAUAUCUGUGGGGUCCAGAUGGCUUGUUCAUAUCCAAUAAGGAGAUGAGCUGGUCUGAGAGUAGGCAGUACUGCAGGGAUCGAGGAGCUGAUCUGGUCAUUAUCGACACUGAAGAGAAGCAGAGACACAUAACUUCAUUAGUCAAGGAGAGAGUGUGGAUUGGUUUGUCUGACAUUGAGAAUGAAGGGACCCUGAUAUGGGUGGAUAAUUCACCCCUGAAUAAAGGGUUUUUUGUUGAAGGUCAACCGAAUAACUAUUAUUCAGAUGAGGACUGUACUGAACUGAAUCCUACAAAACAUGCCCUGAACAACUGGAGUGAUUUCCAAUGCUCUUACAAGAAAAAAGGGAUUUGUGAGAAAUAGGAUUCAUCCUGAUUUUUCAUGCUAAAACUUGUAUCAUCUUAUGGAAUCAAUCUUAUUGUGAUCGCAUUGUGAAUAAAUAACAUAUUAAGAUUCCUGUCAUAUAAACUCAAUUUAUUUCAUCAUGCUUUCAUGUGAAAGGGUUUAUGCUGCACACUUUACAUCUGAUGUGUUCAUGUCUUACUCCAUCACAAGCUUAAUUAGACCUUAUUCGAGCUGUCAUUUGCUGGUCUGAAGUGUUAAGGUGAAAAUCACAGUAAAGUACUGGUGCCGUAUUCACAAAAUUUAAGAGUUCUUCUCCUAAAUAACAGUAAAAGUGCUUGGCAGGGGCGUUGCUAGACCCUCUUUUCACUCUCAGUAAAAUCUUGCUAUGUCCCAGUAAAAUUUUCUUAAUAAAUGAUUUUCUGAUGAGGAAGAUUAAACAGUAAACUCCCCAGUGUUAAAUCAACACGGUCAGUGUUCAUAUGGGAACCAUCAGAAGAGUGUUAAAGUAACACUGAAGCAGUGUUAGAGUUAAUUAGAUACUGAAGUGAUUAACUGACUGAUGAUUAUUCA